This is a messenger RNA of Cyprinodon variegatus (sheepshead minnow), 3876 nucleotides long. RefSeq names its product interleukin-2 receptor subunit beta-like. The record is from RefSeq and is a predicted model, not a curated record. The coding region runs from base 297 to 1931 and encodes 544 amino acids. Gene Ontology annotation, cellular component: external side of plasma membrane. NCBI's taxonomy places the organism in Eukaryota, Metazoa, Chordata, Actinopteri, Cyprinodontiformes, Cyprinodontidae. Gene Ontology annotation, molecular function: cytokine receptor activity; protein binding. Gene Ontology annotation, biological process: immunoglobulin mediated immune response; cytokine-mediated signaling pathway. The transcript is spliced from 10 exons.
CGGCAGCACCUCUACCAACCCGGCCCGUCCCCUCUCACUAUCACUCACCGCUGUUGAAGCUUCCUGUCAAACCUGCAAGCUGUGGUUUCAAAUGGAAAAUGUCACUGGGCACUUAGAAGAAAAAAGGGGCGAGAAUAGAGAGAGUAGACGUCAGAUGUGCUGAAGUAGAGAGAAAGAGAAGAGACGAGAGAGAGAGAGAGAAAUAAAGGAUAUCUAAUCAAAUCAUCAGGCCGGAGGAGGACGACGUUAAGAUGUCAUUCAUCUCGCUGACCACCUGCUGCCAGGACACAUGAGACAUGUUGCUGGCUGGUGAGAUGCUUUGGUGCCUGUGCAUCCUGCUGGUUCUGCCUUUAGUGCAUCCAGCUCACAUUUACAAAGACCCAACUGAACUUCAUUGCGUAAACGACUUUGUAAACAAUGUCAGCUGUACUUGGACCGGAUCUUGGGUUGAUUCCGCUGAGGACUGUUUGAUUUCAGCAGAGAAGGAGUAUACUAAUGAAAACUGGGAGCUAAUAAUAAUCACCCGAACCUGCAAACUGGAAAAGCGAAAAAAAUCUUCUCUGGGCUGCAGUGUUGUCUUUGAAAACACACGCUUUGUUGGUACUGAAGUUAUGCCAUCCAUACGUUUAAUGUGUAAUAGGACACUGGUGAAAGAAAUUAAAAAAUACGAGCCUGCAGCACACAUCAAAAUGCAUCCUCCAAGAGCUCCCCAGGUCAACAAAACUUCCAAUUUCACCCUGAUAUCAUGGAGUCUGGGAGAACCUGUUUCAAGAUAUUCAUUUGGCUUCAGCUACCAGCUUCAGAUCAAACAGAAGGAACAGCAGUGGGAGAACUCUGCAAAGCUUUACACAGACAAGAAAGAGAUGAAGGUGAGAGAUGGGGAACUUCAGGGCCACCUGGAAGUCAGAGUCCGAGUCAAGCCGCUCAAGAGGAACAACAGCCAUUGGAGUGAGUGGAGCGGGAUAACAUCAUGGCAAGAAAUAGCAGAAAAGAAAGACUCAACACCAGAGCAGAUCCCCGUUAGGUGGAUCUUACUUCCACUCAGCUUAUGUCUCAUCAUUGUGCUUGUGCUUGCCCAAUUCAAGAGCUGCAAGACCCUGGGGCUGUUUAAAGGGAAGCAGAUAUCAAACCCGUCGGAGUACUUCCACUCUGUCCACCAAGGAAAUCUAAAAGAAUGGCUUAAUCCCCUUUCUGGAACCCAAUCCUUCUUCGAACCCCCUCCAUGCGACCAGUUCUCACAUGUUGAGGUCUGUGAGGACUGGAACGAGACGGCGCCCUCCCCAUCUCCAACUUCAAGCUCCAGAACCGCCUUUUUUCACUUCCAAAGAUCACAAACAUCGUCCUUAGAAACCAGUGACAUGCCCUACAACUCUUCAUCUUUUUCCACAUUCUCAAACAAGGGCUAUUUCCUGUCCAGCUCCUCUGGGGACUCAGCUGGGGCCAACCCCAACCUGACUUAUUUCACCUAUCAAGACAAUUUUCAGAACCUCCCCUGCAUUCCCAACUUCUCCCCGUGUGAUCCUCUCACUCCAUAUCCUGAAUAUGAAAGUCUGAACAGGCAACCAGAGAGUCCUGACUCUGGUUUUGGCUUCAUGAAGGAAGAUGAAAUGAAAGAAACAGGAGUUAUUUGCAAGGAAGGGAAAGAGGUUCUGAGUGAUGGGAAACUUCCUUCCCCUCUCCUCCUUAUUCCUCUUCAGUUGCCUUCUCGCCCCCCUUUCUCUCCACCGGCCACUCCUGCCACUUUAAUACAGCCGCCUGAAAGCCCUCAGAUGGACGUGGCUGAGAUAGAUACAGGCACCAGCACUAGCUUGGCUGCUCAGCCUGUUUCUGGAGCCAUGAGCAGGUCCUCCUCUAUGCCAGUGGAACCCUACGAAACUGGCUAUAUGACACUUAAAGAGCUGCAGAUGACAUUCAGCAAUAAGUCCAUCUAAAACCUUUUGACCUGAUAAUAGGAGCUUAACUUACUGGUUGGAGGAAUUCAUGAAGUGUUCUGAGCAGAAUAAAAUAUGACAAUAAAAAGCUGGAAGAAGAAGAAAGAAAGAAGAAAAUACAAGAAAAGGCUUAGUAUGUUUUUUUUAGAAGUUAAAAGAUAAAAUAUGAGAAUGUGACUUAUAUUUUAUUAGCUACAAGUUUCAAAAGAAAAGUUGAAAUCAUUUCUAAACAAUUGUGCAACUUCUGCUCAAAUAACACGUGAGAGUUUAUUUAACAGACAUAAAACUAGCAGACAUUCAAAGCCAGAUGACUGUGAGUUGUUUGGGAGGAAAGUCUGAGGGAAAAGAUGUUCUGCUUAACUCAAGUCUCUCAAUUUAGCGGGAAUAAACCCACAACUGACAAAACUUUAUAUGUCCCACUCAUAACCAAUGGUGACAAAAUUUAUGUUGAAACUCAGUUACUGAUACUAUCCCCUCCUCCGGCGGUUCAUGCUUGCACAGCCAUUUUUAAAUGUACAAUGCUUUCAAAGAUUUAUGCUGUAUACAUUAUCUAUAGGAUCAAACAUAUCUGAGUUUUGUCUAAACAACCUAAAGUCAUAAUCUCUGAAGAUAAUGUAAGCUUUAGCACUCUUUAUUUUAGUGUUAAACUGCUGUGCAAACAAAAAAUUGCACUUGUAAGAAGUGGUGGGGAUCACCCUAGUUUAAAUUAGGUACUUUGUGAGUGUUAUAGGCUUCUACCAUUGAGAUUUGGGGAGAGUAGAUUAGAUUAAUUUAGUCUUUUUCAAAGGCAGUCAUGAUUUGUAACAGCACUGUUUACAUAUGUCAGGCAUAAUUUCCAUGUGGAGAUGAUAUAGGCAAAGGAGAAGAGGAAGGAUCUGUACGGAUCAUGUGAAAGAGAACAAAAAUAAUCAGUAUCUAACCCCUAUAAGAGAUACUCCUCCCACUAUUUUGCAGCAUCAUGAUCAGCAUCAUGCUUAUUCAUGAAGGAAAACAGAAUAAAUGAAUUGUGCCUGCUGGUCUGCUCCUUUUACAUAAACAAUCUGCAGUGAUUGGAAGAUCAGCUUUGCUUGUGCUGCCAAGUUUGCAUGUGUUUUUAUACAUAUAAAGCUUUAGUAAGUCAACUCUAAGGAUUUUUCACCCCAUAUAGUAAAGUUCAGGUAGAUAGAAAUACUGUGCUGACUGCUCAGGCUCCCGUUCUCUCAGAGUCACACGACCUGAUAUGUGAAGCAAAAGCUGAAUUUUGUGAAGCAGUAGUUUUUCUGUACAUUUCGUCUGUACACAAUUAUUACUCCAGGGGAACAUGUUAUAAUGCAUAAUGUCAAGAAGUGAUAUCAAAACAGAAUAUGUUAAUGCUAGCUGAAUGCUACAGCUGAAUUUUCUGUAGAAAAACUUAAUGAUGAUAAGCAAGACGUGAGUCUUUUAAAGACUUAUCAUCUUUUCCAGAGGAUGUGUUUAUUAUAGCUGUCUUGCAGAAUCUCAGGUUAAAGUAGAAUCUCUGUAGCUUUCUAGAAAUGCAGAUUUAUAAGACUGCAGCAUCAGUGCAAUGCGAUCACAUUAACAGUUUAGACCAGGUAGUACUUAGCAUAAUGCAAAGACAUUUGAUUUUGUUUUAGACUCCUCUAAACAUGUGCAAAUGACCCAGAUUUAUUUGGGGGACAAACAAAAUCCCUGUUGUGACAUCCCUAAGUUUUUUUUCUGUGAGCUUUUUCAAAAAUAUACAACACAGAUGAGGUGAUUUAAAACUUUUUUCUCUCGAAUGAUGAUAAUGUUUUAAAUAUGGUGAAACCCUAAUAAAUGAGCUGCUAGAAGCUGCAUAGAUGAGAAGGGAAAAGAACGCAGACUAAUCUGUGCUAGGUUACCUUCACUGCUAAUGUUUUACUACAAAUUGUUGUUUCAUCUGCUGUAAUUUAGCAUUAGUUGUCAACAUUUAUCCUCUAAUAAAGAC